This is a messenger RNA of Schizosaccharomyces cryophilus OY26, 3157 nucleotides long. Its product is annotated as sterol binding ankyrin repeat protein. The transcript has a single exon. The coding region runs from base 158 to 3001 and encodes 947 amino acids. Gene Ontology annotation, cellular component: intracellular membrane-bounded organelle; cytosol; perinuclear endoplasmic reticulum. Gene Ontology annotation, molecular function: sterol binding. The record is from RefSeq and is a predicted model, not a curated record. Gene Ontology annotation, biological process: piecemeal microautophagy of the nucleus; endocytosis; ER to Golgi ceramide transport. Lineage: Eukaryota; Fungi; Ascomycota; Schizosaccharomycetes; Schizosaccharomycetales; Schizosaccharomycetaceae.
GUAAAUUAUGUUUGGAUUACUUGUUACCAAAACAAAGAACGUUUUUAUAAACAUAGCAUAAUUCAUCCUUUUUCCAUUACCUUUUUUUAUCAAUUCCCCUUCGCUCAAGGGGCUCUUUUUGGAUUUAUUACUUUGUCAGUAAUUGGGAAAAAGAAAUAUGAUGGAAACCGUGGAAGUACGAAGUAAGAGUCUAUUGAUUCAAUGGCUAAAUGUGAAACCAAACAGUCUUCUUAGCUGGCAAAUCUACGUGAAACGGAAAAGUAUCAAAUACGAUAUUUACUAUAAACGAACCAAAGAAAAGGGAAGUCCAGAGGAAGACUAUAAGUCGCCGGCCGUUUUGGAUGCCAGGCAACAGCAACAAACCCAUGAAACUGAAAUUCGGAAGCUGAAUGCCGCUGGACUUGAGCUUUUUUAUCACGGCGAAAGGUGCAUGGCUGAAAAGCCCAACGACGGUUCGGUGUUCAUUGAGAAAGGAGGAUUAUUCGCCUUUGUUUUCGACAACACAUUCUCUAAAACUACUCCAAAAAUCAUUACUUUUCUACUGAGCACUCAAUCGUUCUCGGGACCAGUUCAGCGAAACUUAAACAGUAAGAAUGCCCCUAAACAGCUGGUGUCUGGAACCCUUCUCAAAAAGCGACGCAAAAAAGGCCAAGGAUAUGCUCGUCGCUACUUUACUUUGGACAUGCUAGAAGGAACACUUUCAUAUUAUGCCAACCCCCAUUCUUCCAUUAUGCGCGGAAAGCUACCUUUGAGUAUCGCCGUUGUCAGUGUUUCUUCUGAAAGUCAUGAAAUUAAUGUUGAUUCUGGUAUAGAGGUUUGGAACCUUCGCGCUCAUACCCAUCAUGAUUGGCUGCGAUGGUGCAAUGCUUUAGAACGUGCUAAAAACACCCAGGCUUUUUCCAGAUUGACCGUUGGUGAACGAUCCCAGCAGUCAUCAUCGAAACAGCUUGAUUCGAUAUACUCUCGGCUUCGCGAAUGCUUAGAUAUAGCUCAAACCUACCGAAUAGGUCGCUCUCGGUCUGCUAAUAACCUCAACAUUCCCAAUAUCCGUAUUCAACUGCCUGAUGAACAUAUGACAAAUAGUGGAAGUGCAAGAGAAUCUAUCGAUGGUUUGCCCUCUGAAAAUUCUUCAGCCGUGAUUACACUUCGCAAAGUUACUCGCCAGCUUGGCUCUCUAUUGCACGAACUAGAAUGUUUCAUUCAGCAUCACGAGUUUACAAAAGAGCAAACAUCCGUUUCUGCACCUUCCUCCCGUGUAUCCAUGGAUUCUACUGUAUCUCAAUCAUGGUAUGAUGCUGAAGAUGAUCCAACAAUCAGUCAUGUGACAGAUGCUUUGGAAGACCUUGAGCAUUCAGACGGUUUGUUAAGCAGUGAUCGCAAUACCAAAAAUUCUGAUCCUGAUAUUACUUUUGUCGAAGAUUCUCUUCACAGAGCGAGUAGCUAUGAAGAAGAUUCAGUCUCCGAUUCCUCUGUUUCUGACAUUUCUUCUGAAAUUACGGAACCAGAAGAGCCUGCGCAGUCGUCCGCCAGCACUGAUUCCGUUAUAUCAAGCGAUACCACAGAGGAAGUCUCAGAAGAAAGUGAGGUCAAUGGAAUAAAACGUAUUGAAAGCCUCAAAGAUAUUAAGGAACAAAAACCAAUCCCAUUUAAAGAGAAGUCUGAUCAAAAUUCUGCUCUUGGUUCCAUAAACGUGAAGAGUUAUAAUGAUUCUGGCGAACCGAAUAUUUCCAAUGAAGAGACCGAAUUAAUUUCCUCGAAUUCUACUAAAAAUAAAGAUGUAUCUAGCGAUUCCAACCGGCCGGCUAAUGAACUGUAUCCUCUUCCCCACAAAGCUGUUCCUCGAAGACAAAAUAUACCAGCUAUUGUAGAACCUCCUCCUAGUAUUCUUUCAGUCUUGAGAAAGAAUAUUGGAAAAGAUAUUAGCUCUAUUCGUAUUCCCGUUGUUUCCAACGAACCUUGUAGUUUACUUCAAAGAUAUGCAGAAGACUUGGAAUAUUCUGACCUUUUAGACACAGCUAACGAAAGCAAUCCGGAAUUGAAGAUAUUUUAUGUUGCGGCUUUUGCGGUAUCAAAUUUCUCAAACAUGAGGCACAAGGAAAGAAGUGUGCGAAAGGUAUUUAGUCCGUUACUGGGAGAAACGUAUGAGUUGGUUCGUGAAGAUAAGAAUUAUCGAUUUUUAGCAGAAAAAGUCUCUCACCGCCCUUUGGUUGUUGCAUGUCAAGCUGACAGUCCUAAAUGGAAAUGGCAUCACUCUCCAAGACCUAUCCAGAAGUUCUGGGGCAAAUCUAUAGAACUCAAUACUCACGGGGAUGUGAAUAUACAAUUGAACUGUGGGCAUAAGUUUGUCUUUACUAAACCUGCUUGUUUUUUGAAAAAUGUCGCUAUAGGAGAAAAGUACGUCGAACCUUAUGAUCAUAUGGUAGUUACUGACUCUACCACUGGAGACAAAGCUAUCAUUCAGUUUAAGGUCGGAGGAAUGUUUUCUGGACGUUCUGAAGAAGUAUUUGUCAAAGUCAUAAGGUCUGACGGAAGCCAAGAUCCUCGUUGUUUAACAGGCAAAUGGACGACUUCACUAGAGUUGGUGCAUGUUGAAACUAAUCAAGUGGAAAAGACUAUAUGGCAAGUCGGAAGUUUAGUAAAAGACCCUCAUAUGCAUUGCGGUAUGACACUGUUUGCAGCACAAAUGAACGAAAUCACACCCAUUGAAGAUGGCUUGAUUCCUCCUACUGACACCCGUUUACGUCCCGAUCAGAGAUUACGCGAACAAGAUUACUUAGAGGAAGCGGAACCGUUGAAAUUAGAUCUCGAGCAGAAACAGCGAGAGUUACGACAAGAAAUGGAGAAAAACCAAAUUUCUUGGCUUCCCAGAUGGUUUUCCCAAGUGAGGACAAACGAUAAAGUGGAUGAUUCUGACCCACCAUGGCUGAUGAACGAAGAGCCAAACAAUUAUUGGGCCUGUCGACAGGAGAAAAAUUGGUCAAAGUGCCCUCAGUUAUGGUAAAUUGAAAAAGUUUUGUGUAUUCUCAUUUUCAUGUCGUUCUAAUCGCAUGACUUAUCUUUCGUUACUUCUUCCUUUGCAUUGUAUUAAUGGUCAUAUUAAUCCUAAUACUCAUAUUUAAUAUUGAGAUUCUAAUAUACAUAUUUUUUUCAAACUGUA